Tetrahymena thermophila SB210 is the source of this 561-nucleotide messenger RNA. RefSeq lists its product as hypothetical. The record is from RefSeq and is a predicted model, not a curated record. The transcript has 6 exons. Lineage: Eukaryota; Ciliophora; Oligohymenophorea; Hymenostomatida; Tetrahymenidae.
AUGGGUAAUUGCUUAUUUUAAAAAAGUGGAGGAUUUACUAAUUGGCUAAAAUUUAGGAGAUUAAAGUUUAUGAGAUAGUACCUCAUAGUUAUGAAUAAUUAAAAAUUAGAUUUUAAAUCUGGUGAGAAAAACUUGGUGAGUGUAAUGAAAAAAUUUAGAAAAGUUAAAAUAUUUGACCUAGAUCUUAAGUAUUACUGCUUAGAAGAAAACAGUGUUUCUUUCUUUUUUAAACAAUUGGCACAAUAUAAAUCAUUAGAGCAAAUCAAAUUAAUUUUAGCGGUUAAUUUGAUAAGCUACUCAGGUGCAAUGUGUAUAGCUUAGAAUGUAUAGUAGUUAUAAAAUCUUAUAAUAUUUGAAAUAGAUUUUGAGGCAAAUCACAUAGGAUUUAAUGAAAUAAAGACACUGGCUAGGAGUUUAUCAAAUAGUAAACAUUUAUAAUAUGUAAAUUUAAAUUAUAGAUAUAAUCGAAUCAGCUAUGAUGAUAUUGAAAGAAAAAUUACUUUAAAAAACGAAUUCAUGAAAAAAAACUUACGUCUUGUUGUGCUUAAAAUUAUAUUUUGA